CUCCAGAUCAUGCAGUAACGUGAACUGGUCACUUUUAAGACACAGUUCGGCUCCGGGGCACGAAACGCGCUGUGUCUCCUCCAGCGAAAGCCCCUUUGUACUUGUCCGCUCCAGCAGCAAGUUGUUAAAUCGCUGUCAUGCGCAGUCCACGUCUCCAGAGCCGCUCACUCCGCGCGCCCGAGGCCCACGGGAAGGUCACUGUGCUUAUCCAGCCUUUUCUCGGUCCGUAUUGCAAGGCUGCACCAUCCGCCACCAUGUCCGACCAGGGGACCUUCGACACCAACGUGGUCACCGUGACCCGUUUUGUGAUGGAGGAAGGCAGAAAGGCAAAAGGCACGGGAGAACUGACAACUCUUCUGAACUCUAUUUGCACAGCAGUUAAAGCCAUCUCAAGCGCCGUGCGUAAAGCUGGGAUCGCCCAUUUGUAUGGCAUUGCUGGGAACAUAAAUGUGACAGGUGAUCAGGUUAAGAAACUGGACAUUUUGUCCAAUGACCUUGUUAUUAACAUGAUCAAAUCGUCCUUCACCUCCUGUGUGCUGGUGUCUGAGGAGAAUGAGAAGGCAAUCAUUGUGGAACCAGACAGGAGGGGAAAAUACAUUGUGUGUUUUGAUCCUUUGGAUGGCUCCUCAAACAUCGACUGCCUUGUUUCCAUUGGCACAAUUUUUGCCAUUUACAAAAAGGUUACAGAUGAUGAACCAAGUGAGAAGGAUGCCCUACAGCCAGGGAGAGACCUUGUAGCAGCAGGUUAUGCACUUUACGGCAGUGCUACAAUGGUUGUACUCUCCACUGGCAAUGGUGUCAACUGCUUCAUGCUGGACCCAGCACUUGGAGAAUUUAUCCUGGUUGAUCGAGAUGUGAGGAUCAAGAAGAAGGGCAAAAUCUACAGCAUAAAUGAGGGCUAUGCAAUGCACUUUGAUCCUGCUGUCACAGAGUACCUGGAAAAGAAGAAGUUUCCUAAAGAUGGCAGCCAGCCUUAUGGGGCACGCUACAUUGGGUCUAUGGUGGCAGAUGUUCAUCGGACUCUCAUGUAUGGAGGAAUCUUUUUAUACCCUGGAAAUACUAAGAGCCCCGAGGGAAAGCUACGGCUGCUGUACGAGGGAAAUCCCAUGGCCUACAUCAUGGUGCAGGCGGGGGGCAUGGCCAGCACCGGCUUUGAGAACAUCCUGGACAUCCAGCCUGAGAGCAUCCACGAGCGCUCCCCAGUGGCCAUGGGCUCCACUGAAGAUGUGCUGGAGUUCAUCGCCAUCUGCAAGAAACAUGCCAAAAAGUGAUGAGUCAUGCAGUCCGGUCAAAACCUUUAUAUCCACAACUGUGACGUCUCAGGGACUCGGAGACCAAAUACCGAGAUUUCUGAAAUGCUUUAGCUCUAUUAUUAUAGUUUUUCUUUUAAACGGAUUGCAAAAGUAAUUGCAUAAGAUGUGAUGAUGGAAUGAACAUAAUGGAAUUAUGUGCAAUAUCCAUGCUUGUUACUCAUUCAAACAUGAGACAUGAUGAAUGAAUGUAAAACAUCAACUGCUUUAAAAAGUGACCAAAAAGUGCCAAAGAGAAAUAAGCUUGAAAAUAAGAAGUCAGUUUACCUCAUCUUGUGUCUUAAGAAUGAUCAAAAAUAUACAUUUGUGAAGGACCAAAUCUGUAUGCAAUCAUACAAUGUUUUAUAAUGUGAACUACAAGUGUUCAGAGUGAAGCC
Molecule: messenger RNA, 1687 nt
Organism: Boleophthalmus pectinirostris (great blue-spotted mudskipper)
Lineage: Eukaryota; Metazoa; Chordata; Actinopteri; Gobiiformes; Gobiidae
Product: fructose-1,6-bisphosphatase 1-like
Exons: 8
Coding region: 138-1271 (377 amino acids)
Biological process (GO): gluconeogenesis; fructose metabolic process; sucrose biosynthetic process
Cellular component (GO): cytosol; cytoplasm
Molecular function (GO): fructose 1,6-bisphosphate 1-phosphatase activity
Source: RefSeq, a predicted model, not a curated record